Messenger RNA from Verticillium alfalfae VaMs.102, 801 nucleotides. RefSeq lists its product as hypothetical. Bases 1 to 801 code for a protein of 266 amino acids. The record is from RefSeq and is a predicted model, not a curated record. Lineage: Eukaryota; Fungi; Ascomycota; Sordariomycetes; Glomerellales; Plectosphaerellaceae. The transcript has 2 exons. Gene Ontology annotation, cellular component: catalytic step 2 spliceosome; striated muscle dense body; nucleolus. Gene Ontology annotation, molecular function: actin filament binding.
AUGGUCAAGCCAUUAUCCUUCAAAGGCGACAAGAAGCCGAAAAAGAGAAAGCGCCCCGCCACCGAGGGCGACGGCCCAGAUGCCGAGUCGUCCAGCCUCGUGCCGGCGUCCGCCUCCGCCUCUGCAUCCGUCACUGCCGCCGAGAAUCCCGACAGCGAUGACAGCUGGGUCUCGGCCGACACCACUGCCGACGUUGUCGGUCCCGUCAUGUUCGUCCUGCCCACCGACCCUCCCUCGGCCCUGGCCACCGACGCUGUCGGCAAGGUCUUUUGCCUCGAGAUGGAGAACAUCGUCGACGGCAACCCGGCCACCGCCGAGCCCCACGACGUCAGGCAGGUCUGGGUCGCCAACAAGGUGUCGGGCACCGAACAGUUCCGCUUCAAGGGGCACCACGGGGAAAACGGCACCCUCUCCGCGGCCUCGGACGCCGUCUCCCCCCUCGAGUGCUUCCACAUCCUCCCGACCGCCGACACGCCCGGCACGUUCCAGCUGCAGACGCUGCGCGACACGUUCGUCACGGCCAAGCCGUCGACCGGGUCCAAGGCGGGCCACGAGGUGCGCGGCGACCGCGACGCCGUGUCGUUUGCCUCGACGCUGCGCAUCCGCAUGCAGGCACGCUUCAAACCGCGCCUCAAGGCGUCCAAGGAGGAGAAGGGCCAAGGAGAGGAUCAGCCGCAAGGAGCUCGAGGGCGCCGUCGGCCGCAAGCUCGAGGAGGACGAGGUGCGGAGGCUCAAGAGGGCGAGGCGCGAGGGGGACUAUCACGAGCAGCUGCUCAUGUUCAAGGUGAAGAGCAAGCAUGA